Eimeria maxima is the source of this 954-nucleotide messenger RNA. Its product is annotated as lipoic acid synthase, putative. Bases 1 to 954 code for a protein of 317 amino acids. Gene Ontology annotation, molecular function: lipoate synthase activity; 4 iron, 4 sulfur cluster binding. Gene Ontology annotation, biological process: lipoate biosynthetic process. The record is from RefSeq and is a predicted model, not a curated record. The transcript is spliced from 4 exons. Gene Ontology annotation, cellular component: mitochondrion. NCBI's taxonomy places the organism in Eukaryota, Apicomplexa, Conoidasida, Eucoccidiorida, Eimeriidae.
AUGCAGCGGGGGGCCCCUCACUUGCUGCUGCUGCUGCUGCUGCUGCUGCUGCAGCUGCUGCACUCCUACGUGGAUGCUACAUCACUGCAGCAGAUCUCUCCUCCUUCUGUGUGGGGCCCCUCUUCCCAGGUGGUGCCCACAAAGCCUGCAGCAGCAGCAGCAACCACAGCAGCAGCGGAUGCAGCAGCAGCAGCAGACGCAGCAGCAACAGCAGCAGGUGGACCACGGCAGCAGCAGGUUGCUGCAUUCGUCACUUCCCCACCAUCGUUGCUGAGGAGCACCAGUGGGGUUGAGCAACGUAUUGGUCAGCAGCAAGACACAGCAGCAGCAGCAGCAGCAGCAGCAGCAAGAACAGCAGCAACAAGAGCAACUCGUCUGUUUGGCAAUUGCUGCUUCUCCGGUGGAGACAUAAGUUCUCUAAGCAGCAGCAGCAGCAGCAGCAACAGCAGCAACAGCAGCAGCAGCAGCAGCAUGACAGAUGAGGACUUGUUGAAACUAUCAGAAGAAUCAGGAGAAUCAGCAGGAUUACUUGCUGCUGCUGCUGCAGCAGCAGCAGCAGAAGCAGCAGCAGGAGGUAAAGAUACACCGCAAAUACCUCGUGUAUGUGAAGAAGCAAAAUGUCCUAAUAUUGGAGAAUGUUGGGAAGGAGGAACAGCGACGUUAAUGUUAUUAGGGGAUACGUGUACUAGAGGCUGCCGAUUUUGUGCUAUAAAGACUUCCUCUAAACCCCCACCGCCAGACCCUUUGGAGCCACAGAAGGUUGCUGAUGCUGUUGCUCAAUGGGAUAUAGAUUAUGUUGUACUUACUAGUGUAGACAGGGACGAUUUACCUGAUGGUGGCGCUGCUCAUUUUGCUAAGACAGUCCAAUUAAUAAAAGAAAAAAAGCCUAAUAUAUUAAUUGAGUGUCUUGUUCCUGACUUCCAAGAAAUGGAAUCCGUAAACCCUAAACCCUAA